Cheilinus undulatus (humphead wrasse) is the source of this 6788-nucleotide messenger RNA. RefSeq names its product myosin VIb (gene myo6b). The transcript is spliced from 33 exons. The record is from RefSeq and is a predicted model, not a curated record. Gene Ontology annotation, molecular function: microfilament motor activity; ATP binding; actin filament binding. Gene Ontology annotation, cellular component: endocytic vesicle; ruffle; actin cytoskeleton. Gene Ontology annotation, biological process: vesicle transport along actin filament; actin filament organization; endocytosis. The coding region runs from base 154 to 3966 and encodes 1270 amino acids. Lineage: Eukaryota; Metazoa; Chordata; Actinopteri; Labriformes; Labridae.
UGCCCCGGGAGGAGAAAGAGCGAGGAAGUUGGACUACUGCAACAACUACACAUCUGUAUGAGGGACUUAAAAGUCGCUGCUGCUUCCCUGAAUAUAAAUAUAACCCUUUAAAGGAUACGAGUCUUGUGUGGUCGUGCUGACUGGAGGUAAACCAUGGAGGAUGGGAAGCCAGUGUGGGCGCCCCACCCCACCGAUGGGUUCCAGCUGGGCAUGAUCGUUGACAUAGGAGCCGACACGCUCACCAUAGAGCCACUGAACCAGAAGGGCAAAACCUUUCUUGCUCCGAUGAGCCAAGUCUUUCCAGCGGAGGAUGAUGUCAACAAACAUGUGGAUGACAACUGCUCGCUUAUGUAUUUGAAUGAGGCCACCCUUCUCAACAACGUCAGAGUGCGGUACAAUAAAGACCUUAUCUAUACUUAUGUGGCCAAUAUCUUGAUAGCUGUGAAUCCUUACAAUGACAUCCCCAAACUGUACGGCCUUGAAUCCCUCCAGUCGUACAGGGGGAAGUCUCUGGGAACUCUGCCACCUCACGUGUAUGCUAUAGCUGACAAAGCCUACAGAGACAUGAAGGUUCUGAAGAUGAGCCAGUCCAUCAUAGUUUCUGGUGAAUCUGGUGCUGGAAAGACUGAAAACACCAAGUUUGUUUUAAGAUAUCUCACCACAACGUAUGGUAGCGGCCAAGAUAUUGACGAGAGAAUUGUAGAAGCCAAUCCCCUUCUUGAGGCCUUUGGAAAUGCAAAGACAGUCCGGAAUAAUAACAGCAGUCGCUUUGGGAAGUUUGUAGAAAUCCACUUCAAUGAGAAGAACGCAGUUGUAGGUGGAUUCGUCUCCCAUUACCUGCUGGAGAAGUCAAGGAUUUGCAUGCAGAGCAACGAUGAAAGGAACUACCACAUCUUCUACAGGCUGUGUGCCGGGGCAUCCGAUGACAUAAAGAAGAGACUUCACUUGGACUCACCGGACAGCUUCAGGUAUUUGAACCGGGGAUGCACCAGGUACUUUGCCAGUAAGGAGUCUGACAAACAGAUCAUGCAGAACCGCAAAAGUCCAGAGCAUCUAAAGGUGGGUGCUCUGAAGGACCCUCUCCUGGACGACCAGGGAGACUUCAACAGGAUGUGUGUGGCCAUGAAGAAGAUCGGUUUGGACGACACUGAAAAGCUGGACCUGUUUAGGGUGGUGGCUGGUGUUCUGCAUCUUGGCAAUAUUGACUUUGAAGAAACAGGAACCUCCUCAGGUGGUUGUGUCUUGAAGAAUCAGUCCGGUCAGUCUCUGGAGUAUUGUGCUGAUCUGCUUGGCCUGGACAAGGAUGACUUACAUAUCAGCCUCACAACCAGAGUCAUGCUCACAACAGCAGGGGGCGCCAAAGGAACAGUUAUCAAGGUGCCUCUAAAGGUUGAACAAUCAAACAAUGCCCGUGAUGCCCUGGCCAAGGCGGUGUACAGUCGACUCUUUGAUCAUGUGGUGAAAAGGGUCAACCAGUGUUUCCCCUUCAAGACCUCGUCCAACUUCAUCGGGGUGUUGGACAUCGCUGGAUUUGAGUACUUUGAACACAACAGCUUUGAGCAGUUCUGUAUCAAUUACUGCAACGAGAAACUGCAGCAGUUUUUCAACGAGCGAAUCCUGAAAGAGGAGCAAGAGCUGUACCAAAAAGAGGGACUGGGAGUCAACGAGGUGCAUUAUGUUGACAACCAGGACUGCAUAGACCUGGUGGAAGCAAAGCUGGUGGGCGUUCUGGACAUUCUGGAUGAAGAGAACCGUCUUCCUCAGCCCAGCGACCAACACUUUGCUUUGGCUGUUCACAACAAACAUAAAGACCACUUCAGACUGACGGUUCCUAGGAAGUCGAAGUUGGCCAUUCACAGGAAUCUGCGGGAUGACGAAGGCUUUAUCAUCAGACACUUUGCUGGAGCGGUUUGCUAUGAAACGACUCGGUUUGUGGAGAAGAAUAAUGAUGCCCUCCACAUGUCCUUGGAGAGCUUAGUGUGUGAAUCGAAAGACAAAUUUGUCCGGGAGCUGUUUGAGAACUCCAACACUGUCAAAGACUCCAAACAGAAAGCGGGCAAACUCAGCUUCAUCAGCGUUGGCAACAAGUUCAAGACCCAGCUGAACCUGCUGCUGGAAAAACUUCGAAGUACUGGCUCAAGUUUCAUUCGCUGUGUGAAGCCCAACCUGAAGAUGGUCAGUCACAAGUUUGAAGGUGCUUUGAUUCUCUCACAGCUGCAGUGCUCAGGCAUGGUGUCGGUAUUGGAUCUGAUGCAGGGGGGUUUCCCAUCCAGAGCCCCCUUCCAUGAACUCUAUAACAUGUAUAAACAGUACAUGCCUGACAAACUCACACGCCUGAAUCCACGACUUUUCUGCAAGGCUUUGUUCAAAGCUCUGGGACUAAACGACAAUGACUUUAAGUUUGGAUUGACCAGAGUUUUCUUCCGCCCUGGAAAGUUUGCAGAGUUUGACCAGAUCAUGAAGUCUGAUCCAGACCAUCUAGCAGAGCUACUGAAGAAAGUCAACACGUGGUUGGUGUGCAGCCGCUGGAAGAAGGUUCAGUGGUGCAGCCUGUCUGUCAUCAAACUUCGGAACAAGAUGAGCUACAGAGCUAUGGCUUGCAUAAAGAUUCAAAAGACUGUUCGCAUGUGGUUAUGUAAGAAGAAGCAUAAGCCGCGCAUUGAUGGUAUGGUGAAGGUCCGGAAGCUGAAGAAGCACAUGGAUCGCUUCAAUGAGGUUGUGAACGGGUUGAAGGAGGGCAAGCAGGAGAUGGCCAAAAAGGUUCAGGAGCUGGCGGCUGCCAUAGACGCUUUGUCAGCAAAGAUAAAGUCCACAGUGAUGACUUGGAAAGAGAUUGACACCGAGUACCAAGGCCUAGUGAAACGUUCUGAGCAGCUCCUGUCCUCGAUGCAGAAGAAGAAGCAGGAGCAGGAGGAGAGCGAGAGACUGAAACACAUCAAGGAGGAGAUGGAGAAAGAGAAGAAGAGGAGGGAGGAAGAGGAGCAGCGACGCAAACAGGAAGAAGAAGAAAGAAGACUGAAAGCAGAGAUGGAGCUGAAGAGGAAGCAGGAGGAGGAGGAUAGGAAAAAGAGGGAGGAGGAAGAGAAAGUUAUACAGGCCGAGCUAGAGAUUCAGCUGGCUCUGGAGCGUGAGGAGCAGGUCCAGCGCAGCGCCAUACUGGAGCAGGAGAGACGAGACAGAGAGUUAGCCAUGAGGAUCGCUCAGAGUGAGGCAGAGCUCAUCACAGAGGAGGCGCAGAUGGACGCCAGCCUGCGCAGUGAUGACUCUCUUUCAGAUCUUCCUAUCUCUGCAUCCUCAGCCAGAGCCAUAGGUCCUCAGGUGCAGGCAACCAAAGCUGCUGCUGGUGUGAAAAAGUACGACCUCAGCAAGUGGAAGUAUGCUGAGCUUCGAGAUGUCAUCAACACUUCCUGCGAUAUUGAGCUUCUGGCGGCCUGCAGAGAGGAGUUUCACCGUCGCCUGAAGGUCUAUCAUGCCUGGAAGUCCAAGAACAAGAAACGUAACGACGAUGGAAGUGAUCAGAGGGCUCCUAAAUCUGUCACUGACUAUGCUGAACAGAACCCGGCUCCACCAAUGACAGCCCAGCAUCAGGAAGUGGCCAUAAACCGGCAGCAGCGAUAUUUCCGCAUUCCUUUCAUCCGACCUGCUGACCAGUACAAAGACCCCCAGAACAAAAAGAAGGGCUGGUGGUACGCCCACUUUGAUGGGCCAUGGAUAGCCCGACAGAUGGAGCUUCAUCCGGACAAACGGCCUAUUGUGUUGGUUGCAGGAAAAGACGACAUGGAGAUGUGCGAGCUCAGUCUGGAGGAGACGGGCCUGACCAGGAAGAGGGGGGCGGAGAUCCUGCCACGGCAGUUCGAAGAAAUCUGGGAACGCUGCGAUGGAAUUCAGUACCUGAAGAGAGCAAUAGAGAACAAGCAAGCCCGACCCACGCACGCCACCGCCAUGCUUCAGAGUCUCCUCAAGUGACGCAGAGCAGAGGGAUAAGAGCAAGUCCUGAAACAUGACACACAGACUCACAAAUAUGCGGGCACAGCAGUGUAACUGCGGUUUGUGGGAUGGAGGGAGAGAUGCUCCAUAUACAGUCUUACUGUAGAAACUGCUUUUUAAAUCCUUGUAUUUUGUUUAACUUUUUAUAUCUGGAAUUUGGUGUGAAACACCUUCUUGGUGUAGACUUAGCAUCCUUGUGUUUCUCUUCCUGAAUGUAAAACUUCACCAUAAGGCCUUAAACCUCAGACGUCUUAACUGUUUUCUAGCCUUUCUAACUGCUAAGUUGAAGCCUAAAUUAUCUGCAGAUGAAUCAGAAGUAGUCUUUUCAAAAAACGUAUGAAAAAGAAAUAAUGUUGCCUCUUCAGUCAUUCUUCAGGUUGUGUGGAUAUAGAUUUAUUACUCCUCAAAUUUUACAUCCACAUAGAAAAACAAUCACAGCUUCUUGGUUUUGCCUGUUCAACAAAAGAACUACAUAUUUUUUUACUCAUAAAUGAAAUGAAAUUAUUUCAAUCAAGAAACACUAAAAAGCUAUAUUUAUACAUUGUUAUACAAAGUGGCUUUACGUCUACAUACCUCUGUUAACACGCUAAAUUUGUGUUGUGUAAAAAAUGAGGCCAAGCUAUAUCAUUACAGAACUUGUCCACCUUUAAUGUAACUUACAUACAGGUCAAUAGAAAAAAGAAUCUGUUAGAAGAAUUUUAACACACUGGUGGCACUAAUAUGCACACACCUAGACUAAUUCUUCAUUGAAGCACCUUUUGAUUACAUCACAGCUUUCAGUCUUUUUGGUAAAUUCAUUGGAUUAACUUAACAAUGACAUGUCCUGUGCUCAGCCCUAUUCAGGUCACAGAUUUUUAUCAGGACUCAGGGCUGGACUCUUUUGUAGUCUUGGGUGUAUUACUGGGUCAUUCUCAUGUUGAGUUGAAAUUCCUCUUCAUCUUCAGCUUUCUAGAAGAUCCAUGAUUGAAGUUAAAAAAUAUCUAAGCCAGGCUAAAUUUAGCCAAAACCUCAGGUCUCCCAAAAACAUGUUGGUAAAUGUGUUGUGGUUUGAUGGGACCAGAGGUGAGCAUGUUUCACACCAAAACAACACUGCACAUCACCAAGAGAAUACCAUACCCACGGUGCAGCAUGGUCAGGGCAGCAUCAUGCUUUGGGGCUGUUUUUGUUCAGCUGGAACUGUCUUUUCAAGGUUGAGAGAGAAAUUGCUGUCAGUUUUGGCACCAAACCUUCAGCGUCAGCUAGAAAACUGAAAAUAAGGGCCCUCAUUUAUCAAACGUGCAUACAGCAGAAAUUUGGGUGUACACUACUGGACAUUUCAGGCUUUCAUAAAUGUUUUGUUUUGUGUUUUUUAAGUCUCAUGAACAGUCAGAAGAGAGCAGCGUAUCUCUCGUAAACAGGCUUAUCACUGCCUGACACUUAGAAUUAGCCUUCAUUAAUAAUAAUAACUGAACCUGAGUUAUUACAGCCACUCCCACCUCAGCUUGGUGUAGUUUUAGUCUGUCUUCUUUCUGUUUGCAUGCUGCUUCUUUUAAGAGCCAAAACACGCUUUUAUAUCCCCAUCUUAAGAGCUGUUUGCGUUUUUAAACCCAGAUGUAAGAAUAUUGGUUAUAUUGUAAACUGAAUGUGAAGAAUUGUGAUAAUAUCAUAUAUGAGUAAUAUUUCUUGGAUAUUGUGGCUUCUUGGCUCUAUGGCGUAAAUAUUCUAAUAUCAGCUGGAGUUCAGUUGUGUGCAACAUGAUUGUUAACCUCAGCAGUAAUUUCCUUCCACACUUGGUGUUUCUGAUUCAUUUUAAUGCUGUUUUUUUGUUUGUUUGUUUGUUUUUUGUUGUUGUUGUUUUGUUUUUGUUUUUUUUGCUGAAUAACAACUAAUAUUUAAUUUUCCUUUGCUUCUGACAUGGAGACUGAACCCAUUACAAAGGAGGUGGGGUUUUUGCUGUGUUAUAGAUCUCCUCGUUGUAACUCGGGGGAGAGGCCAGCUGAACUGUAAACAUAGACGGGAGUAUGUUAUAUAAAUGGCAGUUGUUUUCAGCUGCCAUAUUCAUCAACACCCAAUCAGUUGUACGCUGUUAUUGGCCAUAUAUGCAUGUUUCAUGAAUCACACAUGAUUUCUACAUCCAAAUCUGUGCUGGUUUCUAUGCAAGUUUGAUAAAUGAGGGCUAACGAGUGCAAAUUUGCACCUUACAGAUUGACAAUGACCCAAAGCAAUUUUACACCAAACAAUGUGAGAUCUUAACAGAUGUGUUUAGACUUUUAGAGCCAAAAUAGCAAAUCUGCUUUUUGUUUGGUUAAAAUCUUUUGAUGACUAAAUUAUUAUACAUUUAUCUUGCCUUAGCUUAAAAACACAAUAAAUUAACAGUCAUAAAAUAUCUUUUUCUCUUCAUUACAGUCUUUUAAAGAAUCAUUUCAUCACUGUCUUUGAAGCUUUUUCUUUUUACGCUUGUUCAUUUCUUCCUGCUCAAAAAAUUCUGCUAACUUUUAAAAUCUUUGGAAAAUUCUGUUGUUUUUUAUUUGUUAUGCAAGAAAGAAAUGUAGAUGUUUUCAUGUUUGCAGUUUCAUGGGUUUGGGGGUGUUUUACAGAGAAUAAUGUUAUGCGUGUGUCUGUUUUAUGUGUGUUAUGUUCAUGUUUAAUUCUGUCGAGCAAACCACUUCUCACCCUGCUUUAGUUACGUUAUUCAACGAUAAUAGCCAGUGAUUCACAGACAAGCACAGCAGCUAUCUGUGAGUAACUAUUCACUUACAAAUCCUCCAUCCUGGUUCUGAUUGUUUGUUUGCCUUCACACUGGAUACGGUAGAAAAUAAACA